AUGGAAGACACCAGUCUGCGGGAGACUGCUUUUGUUGUUGACGAAGUGAGCAACACUGUAAAAGGGGCCAUAGAAAGUGCAAUUGGUGGCAACACCUACCAGCACAGCAAAGAUAAUCAGUGGACCACAAAUGUAGUAGAACAGACUUUAAGCCAACUCACCAACCUGGGAAAACCAUUUAAAUACAUCGUGACCUGUGUAAUUAUGCAGAAGAAUGGAGCAGGAUUACACAGGGCAAGUUCUUGCUUCUGGGACAGCUCUACUGACGGGAGCUGCACCGUGCGAUGGGAGGACAAGACCAUCGUCCGCGCCUUGGGACUGUCCAUCUGA
Messenger RNA from Rhinolophus ferrumequinum (greater horseshoe bat), 330 nucleotides. Its product is annotated as dynein light chain Tctex-type 1-like. Gene Ontology annotation, biological process: microtubule-based movement. The record is from RefSeq and is a predicted model, not a curated record. Gene Ontology annotation, molecular function: dynein intermediate chain binding. The coding region runs from base 1 to 330 and encodes 109 amino acids. Lineage: Eukaryota; Metazoa; Chordata; Mammalia; Chiroptera; Rhinolophidae. The transcript has a single exon. Gene Ontology annotation, cellular component: cytoplasm; cytoplasmic dynein complex.